Messenger RNA from Didymella exigua CBS 183.55, 1605 nucleotides. RefSeq names its product signal recognition particle protein. Gene Ontology annotation, molecular function: endoplasmic reticulum signal sequence receptor activity; ATP hydrolysis activity; GTPase activity. The record is from RefSeq and is a predicted model, not a curated record. NCBI's taxonomy places the organism in Eukaryota, Fungi, Ascomycota, Dothideomycetes, Pleosporales, Didymellaceae. The transcript has 5 exons. The coding region runs from base 1 to 1605 and encodes 534 amino acids. Gene Ontology annotation, cellular component: cytosol; signal recognition particle, endoplasmic reticulum targeting. Gene Ontology annotation, biological process: SRP-dependent cotranslational protein targeting to membrane; SRP-dependent cotranslational protein targeting to membrane, translocation.
AUGGUGCUCCAAGAUCUCGGGCGGCGCAUCAAUGCCGCCGUCUCGGACCUCACCCGCUCGCCGAACCUCGACGAGAAGGCCUUCGAGGCCAUGCUCAAGGAACUCUCCAACGCUCUCGUCGAGGCCGACGUCAACGUCAAGCUGGUCAUGAACCUGCGCCAGUCGGUCAAGCGCACCAUCGACUUCAAGAACCUCGCCCCCGCCGUCAACAAGAAGCGCCUCAUCCAGAAGACCGUCUACGACGAGCUCGUCAAGCUCGUCGACCCGCACGCCGAGCCCUUCAAGCCUAAGAAGGGCAAGCAGAAUGUCAUCAUGUUCGUCGGUCUGCAGGGUUCCGGAAAAACAACGUCGUGCACAAAGCUGGCGCGCUGGUACCAGGCGCGCGGCUUCAAGGCCUGUUUGGUCUGCGCAGACACCUUCCGCGCCGGUGCCUUCGACCAGCUGAAGCAGAACGCGACCAAGGCGAAGAUCCCCUACUACGGCAGCCACACCGAGACGGACCCAGUGGUCGUCGCAGCCGAGGGCGUGGAAAAGUUCAAGAAGGAGCGCUUCGAGAUCAUCAUCGUGGACACGUCCGGACGCCACAGCCAGGAGCAGGACCUCUUCGACGAGAUGGUGCAGAUCCAGAACGCCGUGCGUCCCGACCAGACCAUCAUGGUCCUCGACGCCACAAUCGGCCAGCAGGCCGAAGCCCAGGCCCGCGCCUUCAAGGACGCCGCAGACUUUGGUGCCAUCAUCAUCACCAAGACCGACGGCGCCGCCGCAGGCGGAGGCGCCAUCUCCGCCGUCGCCGCGACCCACACGCCCAUUGUCUUCCUCGGAAACGGAGAGCACAUGCUCGACCUCGAGCGCUUCAGCCCGCAGCCCUUUGUCUCCAAGCUGCUCGGCAUGGGCGACGUCGCCGGCCUCGUCGAGCACGUGCAGUCGCUCAAGCUCGACCAGAAAGACACCAUUAAGCACAUGGUCGAGGGCAAGUUCACCAUCCGCGACCUGCGCGACCAGCUCUCCAACGUCAUGAAGAUGGGCCCGCUGAGCAAGAUGGCGGGCAUGAUCCCGGGUCUCAGCAACAUGAUGGGCGGCAUGGACGACGAGGAGGGCAGCCUGAAGCUGAAGCGAAUGAUCUACAUCUGCGACUCCAUGACGGAGAAGGAGCUCGAGUCCGACGGCAAGAUGCUGGUCGAGCAGCCCACGCGCAUGACCCGCAUCGCGCGCGGCUCCGGGACGAGCGUCCGCGAGGUCGAAGAGCUGCUCACGCAGCACCGGAUGAUGGCCGGGAUGGCAAAGCGGAUGGGCGGCAUGCAGAAGGGUAUGCAAAAGGCGCAAGGCGCCAUGGGCGGGCUCAACCAGAAAUCACAGAUGGCCGCCAUGCAGCGGCGGAUGCAGUCCAUGGGCGGCGCGGGUCGCGGGGCCCCUGGUGGGAUGCCGGACAUGAGCGCGAUGAUGAAGAUGCUUGGCGGCGGUGGUGCAGGCGCAGGCGCAGGCGGAAUGCCAGAUAUGUCCGCGCUGCAGUCCAUGAUGGGCGGGCUCGGCGCCACAGACAUGGGCGCGAUGAUGAACAUGAUGAAGGGAAUGGGAAUGGGUGGCGCGGGUCGAGGAAAGCGGUAG